AUGGAGAUCUCCGAGCCCGAGCUGCUGCGGGCGACCUCUCCGCGGCGGGUCUUGCGGGGCUUCGGCCGAGUACUGCGGCUGGACCUUGCGUUGGGGCAAAAGCACUGGGAGAAGUGGAGCCGCCCAACUAGGCAGAUCGGGCAGUUCUGGAGCCAUUCGUGGCAGGCAGACCCUUGGGCAAAGGUCUUGCUGCUCUUUUUGGUUUGCAACGGCAUGCCCGCCAUUGUCGUGGGCACGUUGGCCGCUUUAGCGGCGAGCUUUUUGUGCGGCUUUGGAAUUCUGCCGGGCUAUCUUCAUACGCCCUGGAACCAUCCGGAGCUGGUGGUGGAGCAGGGGCCAUGGAGCCUGGCCAGCGGCUGCGUGAGCUCGCUGCUGGUCUUGUUGUUGCUCCGCUCAGGCCGCUCCGUUUUCUUAGACCGGAUUUGCAUUCACCAAUCGGACGAGCACUUAAAGGGCUUGGCCAUCAUGAACAUGGGCGGCCUUCUCAAGAACUCGGAAUCUCUCCUCGUGAUGUGGGAUUCGACGUACGCCGAGAGGCUUUGGUGCGUGUUUGAGCUCGCGGCAUAUUUGAAGAGCCAUGAAGACUCGAGCUGCAAGUUGAUGGUGCGGCCCGUCUUGCUGGGGCCGCUCACGCUCAUUACGUUCUUUGUAGUGACGUUGCGAAGUUGCAUACUGGUGGCGGGCUUUCCUGUUGUUUCCAAGGACGUUCUUGCAGGCCUUUCAGCUGUUGCAGCACUCCUAGCUGUUUGCGCUUUGCAGGUUCAGAAACUUCGUGGCUACAAUCGUUCCAUGGAGGCCUUGCAGCAUCAGCUCAGCAGCUUUAGUUUCGCUCAAACGAAGUCAUAUUGCUGCAGCGCGAAUCACAAGGAUGACAACGGCGCACCUUUUCGUUGUGAUCGAGAGAUUCUCCUGGAAUGCAUCACUCUGUGGUUUGGCUCCGUAGAGAGCUUUGAGCAAUGUGUGCAGUCCAAAGUUUCCGCAUCCUUGCUUUCGGGUCUAGGAAGCCAUGCUCUCCCCUAUUCCUGGAUUUUAGCUGCGUCUUCCCCGUUUUUGUGGGCAGCAGCCGAUUCAGCGGCAUCCCUUUUCCGAUGCGGGGAGUGGAGAAUUGGCCUGCCGUACCUUCUGAAUGGUCUUGCUUGGUGGCUUGCAGCGACCCCAGCGCUCUUCGUGGUCUGUGGGCUGGUGUCGCACAGGCUGCGGGCAAGAGCUGACAGGCAGUGCGUAGACCUUUUAAAGUCGAUCGUGGGAGCAGUUUUUAUAAUAAUUCUCGCACUUUUGGCGGCUGCCGCGCAGCAGGCCUGCUUCACACUCGUCGAUGACGAAUUGCAUGCAGCGCUGGCGUUUUCCGGUGGCAUGACGCUGCUUGCUGGUAUCACUUGGAGGAAGUGUAAGCCUAGCUGA
Effrenium voratum is the source of this 1401-nucleotide messenger RNA. NCBI's taxonomy places the organism in Eukaryota, Dinophyceae, Suessiales, Symbiodiniaceae. The record is from the annotation of a GenBank genome assembly.